AGAAUAAUUCUGUGUGUCGAGAGACUUGAUAGCAGGAGACUAUCUAGUUUAAUACUUCACGCUUCACUUUGACAAGCUAGAAGUAUUCCAUUAAAUAAUGGUAGCAGACGGACUUGUUAGCGGCAUUUCGCAGUGGAUCGACAACCUCAUUGGUGUUCACGGGAGUUCGGGAGUAAGUCUUUGUUGAGGUGUAAUUUAUGGAACGAACCUGUUCUAUUCUAUGGUUGAUAGAAACAAGAUAUUUCAUAUGGGCGAUGUUGAAAUCUUGUUUAAAAUCACAAAAUUGCGAAGACUUGCGUCGGUGUCUCCGUUUCUUGCUUGCUAGAAUCAAUUUUUGCUCAAUCCUUCUCACAGUGAUCUGUUAUUCAGUACGUCUUUAUUUUCUUGCUUGCAUACAUAGGAUACAGAUUCAUGAAUAAUUCGAGCGAACCCUUCAAAAAAUCCUCCCAGGUCGAGGAGGAUGAAGAAGAGGAGCCCGAUCCUCCCCGAAAUUUUACCUCGCUGCAGCUUGUGCACUUCAACGGAGAACCCGACGAACGGACUGGGGAAGACAAGCCGGUCUAUCUUUCGAUCAACGGCAUCGUCUUCGAUGUUUCGCAGGGCCGAAACUUUUACGGCCCGGACGGCCCCUACGCAGCGUUUGCCGGAAAGGAGUGUGGGGUUGCCCUGGCGAAGAUGAGUUUCGACUCUGAGCACCUCAACAAUCUUGCUGGGUGCAAGGAUCUCAACUACGGAGAAAAGGACGAGCUUGAGAACUGGAUCAACAAAUUUACCUAUUACAGAAAGUACCCCAUCAAGGGCCGGUUGGUCCCCGAUGACAUUCUGGAUCCACUGAAGAGUCGAACCCUAACAAAAGAGGAUUUGGCCAAGCACAUGGGAGAUGCAGAAGAAAUCCCCGAGGGGUACGCAGCGGUUCCGAUCUAUAUUGGUGCGGGGAACAAGGUAUUCGAUGCGUCUUUUGGCGGGGUUGAGUUUUACGGUGCGUAUUGGGUGCUCUUCACUGAGUUUUUAUUGUCGAUCAAUGAAAUGUACGGAUGAUUUCCAAAAAGAAAACCAAUGUAUUAUUCUCAAACAUUGUUUUUGGAUUGUUUCGGUUCGUUUUUCGAUUCUGCCGUGAAUUUUUUUCUUUCCUAUUGGGUCAACAGGACCAGCGGGUGGCUACAAUAAAUUCGCAGGACGAGACAUUUCCAGAGCACUUGCAAAAAUGAGUUUCAGCCCGGAGGAUUUAGAGAACACCAACACGGACGACCUGGAGGAGAAGCAGAAAAAAGUCCUUGACGACUGGAUCAAAACCUUCGAAGUCAAAAAGGGAUAUCCCAUUGUAGGAAACCUAGGAAAGAGCAGUUGAAAAUUGAUACUAAAUGGUACUGAUAUGCUAUUAGAGAAACGAUCGACGUCGUUUUCAUUUCUGGUUGUUGAAUUUCGUAGUAGCCGCAGCCUAAAUAGAAAGAUAUGUUUAAA
Pseudo-nitzschia multistriata is the source of this 1461-nucleotide messenger RNA. The record is from the annotation of a GenBank genome assembly. NCBI's taxonomy places the organism in Eukaryota, Bacillariophyta, Bacillariophyceae, Bacillariales, Bacillariaceae.